Molecule: messenger RNA, 3125 nt
Organism: Setaria italica (foxtail millet)
Lineage: Eukaryota; Viridiplantae; Streptophyta; Magnoliopsida; Poales; Poaceae
Product: glutamate receptor 2.8
Exons: 5
Coding region: 38-2962 (974 amino acids)
Biological process (GO): monoatomic ion transport
Cellular component (GO): plasma membrane
Molecular function (GO): signaling receptor activity; ligand-gated monoatomic ion channel activity
Source: RefSeq, a predicted model, not a curated record
UCGAAGCAACACUGUACUGGACAAACUAAACAAGCUCAUGGUGCUGGCAGAAACACCUCGGGAAGAGACUACUAAAACAGUCUAUAUAACUGAUACGGGGUUGCAAGUAGAUUCUGCAAACCUGGCAGCUCCCCAGAUGGAGAUAGCAACCAGAGUCAUCCUGCUCCUCUUGCUAUCAGCUGGCAUUGGUGUAGCACAAAAUGCUUCUGGAGGAGGAGCACAUGAGGUCCAUGUUGGAGUUAUCCUUGACUUGGGGUCCUUGGUCGGCAAAAUAGCAAUUACCAGCAUUUCAUUGGCUCUAGAGGACUUCUAUGCUGCCCACCAGAACUAUAGCACAAAGCUUGUUCUCCACAUCAGGGAUUCCACGAGUGAUGAUGUCCAGGCUGCAGCUCAAGCUCUUGACUUGCUGGAAAAUUACAAAGUAGAAACUAUCAUUGGUCCUGAGAAAUCUUCACAAGCUAUAUUUAUCUCAGACCUCGGAACUAAAAGUCAUGUUCCAAUCAUCUCGUUCACUGCAACAAGCCCAACUCUAUCCCCUAGCAGUCUUCCAUAUUUUGUCCGAGCAACACUAAAUGACUCAGCACAAGUGAGCUGCAUUGCCUCAACUAUCAAGGCAUAUGGAUGGAGAAAGGCGGUGCCUAUCUAUGAAGACACUGAAUAUGGCAGAGGUAUCAUACCAUACCUUAUCGAUGUCCUCCAAGAAGAUAGUGUGCAUGUUCCUUACCGCAGUGUGAUUCCUCAGUCAGCAACUAGUGAACAAAUUACCAAAGAACUAUACAAGUUAAUGACAAUGCAAACAAGGGUCUAUAUUGUGCACAUGUCCUCGGCGUUGGCCUCCACCCUCUUCAUAAAGGCAAAAGAAGUAGGAAUGAUGAAAAAAGGAUAUGUAUGGAUCAUAACCGGUGGAGUAACCAAUCUCAUAGAUUCUCUGCAUCCUUCUGUCGUGGAAUCAAUGAACGGUGCCUUGGGUAUCCACUUUUAUGUUCCCAAAUCAACAGAACUGAACAACUUCACUACAAGGUGGAAUAUUAGGUACCAAAUUGACAACCCGACUGAUCCACUGCCGAAAUUGAACAUAUUUGGACUCUGGAACUAUGAUACAAUCUGGGCAGUAGCACAAGCUGCGGAAAAGGUUGGACUUGCCAAUGCCACAUUUCGAAAACCAGUAUCCAAACAAAAAUCAACAGACUUGGAAGCCUUGGAAACAUCUAGUAAUGGUCCAGAACUCUUGAAGGAAAUCUUGCAGAGUAAAUUUAUAGGUUUGAGUGGCAGGUUUGACCUUUCAGAUAGGCAGCUUGCUGUUUCAACAUUUCAAAUAAUAAAUAUAAUUGGGAGAGGAUGGAGAGAAAUUGGAUUUUGGAAAGCACAAAAUGGACUUUCACGGAGAUUAAAUCAAUCACAAUCAACAACAAACUUACUGCCAGAUCUUAAUCCUGUGAUCUGGCCAGGAGAAUCCAUAGACAUACCUCGAGGCUUUGAGGUUCCUGCAAGUGGGAAGAAACUUCGAGUUGGUGUACGCUCAAGUGGAUAUCAACAAUUUAUAAAGGUUGAGAAGGAUCAAUUCACAGGUGCAACUAAAGCAACUGGGCUUUCAGUGGAUGUAUUUGAAGAGGCAGUAAAGAUACUUCCAUAUGCAGUGCCUUAUGAAUAUGUAUUAUUUGGUUCUCCAGAGGAUACAAGUAGUGGAAGCUAUGAUGAUUUUGUCUAUCAAGUUCAUCUUAAGGUAUACGAUAUAGUAAUUGGAGAUAUAACAAUCAGGUAUAACCGAACUUUCUAUGCUGACUUUACUGUGCCAUACACAGAAUCAGGGAUAGCAAUGGUGGUUCCUGUGAAAGACAGUGUAAAAAAGAACACAUGGAUUUUCUUGAAGCCACUAACACCUGGCAUGUGGCUAGGGAGCAUUGUGUUCUUUAUCUACACUGGUGUAGUGGUAUUAUCAUUGGAGUUUCUAGGCAACAACAAGCAUGUCCGUGGAACAAUUCCCAGACAGCUGGGAAUUAUGAUAUUUUUCCCCCUAUUUGAAGAGAAAGAGAUUGUGGAACGCCUUUUAUCUCGGAUAGUGAUGAUUGUAUGGCUGUGUUUUCUUCUGGUAGUUACAUCAAGUUACACAGCAAACUUGACAUCAAUGUUGACUGUACAACAGCUUCAACCUACUGUAAAUGAUAUCCAAGAACUACUAAAACGUGGAGAAAUUGUAGGAUACCAUCGUGGCUCAUAUGUCAAGGGACUUCUGGAAGAACUCGGUUUUGAUAGAUCCAAGAUCAAGCCCUAUGAUACCCCUGAUGAUUUUCAUAAUGCACUUUCAAGAGGAAGCAGCAAUGGUGGUAUUGCUGCCCUCUUGCAUGAAGUUCCAUACAUUAAAUUGUUCCUUGCAAACCACUGCAAAGGUUACACUAUGGUUGGACCAAUUUAUAAGGCUGCAGGUUUUGGAUAUGCACUUGCAAAGGGAAAUCCUCUACUUGGUGACAUCUCAAAGGCAAUGCUCAAUGUAACAGGGGGAGAUACUAUGGUUCAAAUUGAGAAAAAAUGGAUGGGAUACCAAAAUGACUGCCAGAAUGUGGGUCCUGUCACAGGUUCAAGCAGCCUCACCUUUGCCAACUUUAGGGGACUAUUCAUCCUAACUGGAGCUGCUUCAACUUCUUCUCUUUUUAUAGCAUUGAUAAUUUAUGCCUACAAGAAGCAGCAUAGGUCAACAAAACUCAUGCAAAAUGAUAACAAGCAAGUAGGAAAAAACAGAACAGAUGAAGAAAAUAAUGAGCCUCAAGAAGGAAAUCAAGGAGUAGUAACUGAGGAAUGUGUCCAGUUUAGUGGAGAUGGGGAAGAAAACCAACGGCUGCAUGAGCAAACUGGUUCAGAACAGGUGUAUGACAGAAAUCCAAACACAAGCACAGCUGCUUGCGAUGGUUCGGCUGCCAUUCGCAGGGGUCAACCAAGCACUGUUUUGCAAGCAGAAUCCACGUGAAGUUGAGCUUAUUUUAUCUACUAGCUUGCAAUGAUCUGAGUCCCAAAAGCCAAUGAACUCACCAAAUCCUAGGAGUCAAGAGGUUUUUUGUUAACAGCCUGUCAAGAGCUGAUUACCCAACUUGCAAGUGAAUAAAGUUGCAUUUUCAUGGUUUGGACUGUUA